AAAAAACCAAUAGUGCUCUUAAACCAAAGAAAUAAUAUUUUGUAUUUACACUGCAAAACCAUGCCGAGAGAAUCCAGCAGACGCUCGCGGUCACCUGACAGACAUAGCAGAAGAUCAUACCGUUCGCGCUCACCAUCCCGACGCCGCUCACCCACACGCUCCACCAACCACCACCAACAACAACGCUCCAAUCGCCCCAGCACCCGAACCACUACUACGGACAAUCGUUCGCCAUUGCCAGCACCCAGAUACAGGUCGCGCGAAAGACUCAGUCACCACCAAACCUACGAACCGAGAUCUCCACCCAGUCGACGCGAUACUAGGAAACGGUCGAAAUCUCCAGAAACACACAGACCGUUGGCCCGCGAUAGCAGGUCAAAAUCUCCCGAACGCCAGAUGGCCCCAAAGCUGGAGGAGGAGGUGGGUAUUAGUGAAGAGGCGUUAUUGGAAAUGACGGAGGAGGAGCAGAUGAACGCAUUGUUGGGCUUUGGUGGGUUUGAUACUACAAAGGGGAAGAAGGUGUCAGGGAAUGAUAUUGGAGCUGCUAAUGUGAAGAAACAGAGAAAGUUUAGACAGUAUAUGAACCGUAAAGGUGGGUUUAAUAGACUUUUGGAUAAGCAAUAGAUGGGUAAAUUGUUAUACAUAUUAAUAAAUACAUGGCGAU
This is a messenger RNA of Kickxella alabastrina, 664 nucleotides long. RefSeq lists its product as uncharacterized. Gene Ontology annotation, biological process: RNA splicing. NCBI's taxonomy places the organism in Eukaryota, Fungi, Kickxellomycota, Kickxellomycetes, Kickxellales, Kickxellaceae. The record is from RefSeq and is a predicted model, not a curated record. Gene Ontology annotation, cellular component: precatalytic spliceosome. Bases 61 to 624 code for a protein of 187 amino acids. The transcript has a single exon.